This is a messenger RNA of Aaosphaeria arxii CBS 175.79, 1361 nucleotides long. RefSeq lists its product as uncharacterized. The transcript has 3 exons. The record is from RefSeq and is a predicted model, not a curated record. The coding region runs from base 134 to 1216 and encodes 360 amino acids. Lineage: Eukaryota; Fungi; Ascomycota; Dothideomycetes; Pleosporales.
UCUCUCACCACCAGGGAAAGUCGACUAAGAAGUACGAGUAGCAACACUUCCUCUCCCUCUUCCCUCCCAUUCUCCUCGAAUUCCACCCCAUACAGUCGCUUUCGAACUACCUUAUCUUUCGCCAUCCUCCACAAUGCGCUCGUUCUUUCGCGGCCUCAUCCUGGCCCUGCCCCUUGCAGCCACUGUCGUUUGUGACGAACCCAAUUCCCCGACCAAAGAAAUCAACUCUAUCUACCACAAUGCGCAUGAGGCUUUUCAAGAUCUGUUGAAUGCUCUUCCUGAAGAGUCUCUCCACGCCGCGCUCAACUCUCUCGGGAAAUUCAAGGACGGCGUCUUCCAGUCCGACCGACAUGGCGUCGAGCGGGUACAUAUUGAUAAUCCUCCUCUGGCGACCAAACUGAUCGUGGAUGCCAUUCAGGACUUGAGAAAGAGGCAAAACCCUCCUCCCGCACCCUCUAACGGCACAGAACCGUCCACUCCUCCCCCAUCGUCUCCUACCGCGCCGGAUGAGCCUAACCAGACCCCUUCCCAGACUCCUACACAAACCCCCGACGAGACUCCCGUCCAGACUCCCAGCACUCCUCCUCCCAGCAGCAACCCUCCUCCUCCCACGCAGGAUUCCACUCCACCCCCGAGCCAGCCCCCGACUACCAAUUCUCCGCCUCCUCCACCCUCAAGCAGUCAGGAAUCGGCUGUCAUUGUACCCGUUCCCAUCACCCAGACCGACUCGGCUGGUCAGCCUACGGUUAUCUCUUCUGCCAUUCUGAGCCAGCCAACUGCGUCCGUUGUAGUCCCCGUUACCCGUACCAACGAACAGGGCCAGACCCAGGUCGUAUCCGAGUCUAGGCCUGCUGUCAUAUUCACUGCUACCGACACAGCUGGGCAGCCUUUCGUUACAACUUCUGCCGUGGAUUUCGCACCCACCAAGGGACAAGUCUUGACUAGGACCAACUCUCGGGGUAGCACCUUCUUGACUACAUACACCCCAGAUGGCGGCAAGGUCUCUUCUAUCGUUCUCAUCACGACUACGGGCGAUAACGGACAGCCAAGCGUUGUCACCAGCUACACUUUCGUGGACCCGGCUGCUUCGCAAACCAACGGGGAACAACCCACAGGAACACAGUCCGGAAACCCUCGCCUCCAGUCCAAGGGUGCCGCGGGCCAGAACAAGGCCAUGGGAGCUGCAUUCGUAGGUCUUCUUGCAUUUUUGGCAUAGGCCAAUACGUGCAAGAUGGUUGUCGCAAGCGAGAGUCCGUCUCGGUGGAGUUCAAGACUCUUCCCUGUUGGCGCCCAUUCUUUUUAUGCCGCGUAGUCGGUGUCGAUAUUUUCCCCUUCGUGUACAUGACAUUUGAGGGCAUAUC